AUGGUAAUAAGUAGGAAAACAUUCUUACAGACUGAAGAACUCAAUUCCUUCCCAUGCGUUCCAUCACUAAUAUGGCUCCACUUCUUCGGACUGUUCCUCCCGAUUACCAAUCUUAUCAUCGUUGGAUUCCUUAGCUUGAUAUUCACAACUCUAUCUUCAUACACCUUUGUAUACAUUCCAACCAUCCUCUCUCUUGUUUAUCACAAUUCAAUGGCUGAUUGGAUGGUUCCUCUAAUUCUGAUCUACUCGAUUACUCUCUCUUACGACUUACCGGAAACCCUCAAGUUCCCACAUAUCCAUGUUCCCAGAGACAUCGUGAUAUGGUUGGCGAUGCUGAUUUAUGGUUUUCUGUUCAACUCUUUUAAUCCCUGGGACAUUGUCACUAUCCGCCGAAUCCACCACGAGAAUGGACACAUCUCCACAUCCUUUAAUUUCGUCGACGCAUUUGUAGUGGCUCUUUCAAUGUGCUUCAUCGGUCUCCACGGUUACCGCAUGACAUUUCGAAUUGCGUUUCGAGACAACAGAUUCCACAUGACUCUUCUCUUUGUCAUGAUCAAACUGUGCUUCCUGCUGACGAGUGCUUGCUUCAUCCCAGCCAUCCCAAACCACACCAAUAGCUCUAUUGAAUCUGCCAACCCAUCAUCUGCUCCGCAAGGUCACGUCUUCUCUCUGGAUAACCUGAAGCUCUAUGAAUCUGUCGUACAGAGUGCGGUUCCGCUUCAUUAUCUCGCUUGGAAACAUAUUUUCUUCAAACACAUCUGA
Messenger RNA from Caenorhabditis briggsae, 762 nucleotides. The record is from RefSeq and is a predicted model, not a curated record. The transcript has 5 exons. Bases 1 to 762 code for a protein of 253 amino acids. NCBI's taxonomy places the organism in Eukaryota, Metazoa, Nematoda, Chromadorea, Rhabditida, Rhabditidae.